Henningerozyma blattae CBS 6284 is the source of this 1341-nucleotide messenger RNA. RefSeq names its product Eisosome component PIL1/LSP1 family protein. Gene Ontology annotation, biological process: negative regulation of protein kinase activity; endocytosis; eisosome assembly. Gene Ontology annotation, molecular function: lipid binding. Lineage: Eukaryota; Fungi; Ascomycota; Saccharomycetes; Saccharomycetales; Saccharomycetaceae. Bases 1 to 1341 code for a protein of 446 amino acids. The record is from RefSeq and is a predicted model, not a curated record. The transcript has a single exon. Gene Ontology annotation, cellular component: eisosome filament; plasma membrane.
AUGCAUAAAACAUAUUCUUUAAGAGAAGCGAGAGCUCCUACUGCUUCUCAAUUGAUUAAUCCACCUCCACCUCCCUCUUCAACAAAAUCAAGGUUUUUUGGAAGAGGUGGGGUUGCAAACACUUUUCGACGCAACACUGCAGGUGCCUUUGGUCCUGAAUUAUCAAGAAGGUUGGCUCAAUUGGUCAAGGUGGAGAAGAAUAUUCUAAGAUCCAUGGAAGUCGCAGCCAAUGAAAGAAGAGAUGCUGCCACUCAGUUAUCGUUAUGGGGUAUGGAAAAUGAUGAUGAUGUAUCAGAUAUUACUGAUAAAUUGGGUGUUUUGAUCUAUGAGAUUAGUGAUUUGGACGACCAAUUCAUCGAUAGGUAUGAUCAAUACCGUUUAACGUUGAAGUCAAUUAGAGAUAUUGAAUCUUCAGUGCAACCUUCCAGAGAUAGGUCUGACAGAUUGACAGACAAAAUUCACCUUUUAAGAUACAAAGACCCAUUAUCUCCCAAGAUUGAAAUUUUAGAACAGGAAUUAGUAAGAGCCAAAGCAGAAUCACUAGUAGCAGAAGCUCAAUUAUCGAAUAUUACAAGAGCAAAGUUAAGAGCAGCCUUCAAUUAUCAAUUUGAUUCCAUUAUUGAGCAUUCUGAAAAGAUUGCUCUUGUUGCAGGAUACGGUAAAGCAUUGUUAGAAUUGUUGGAUGAUUCUCCUGUGACUCCAGGUGAAACAAGGCCUGCUUAUGAUGGGUAUGAUGCAUCAAAACAAAUUAUUAUAGAUGCAGAAACUUCGUUACAAGAAUGGACUUUGGAUUCUGCCAUAGUAAAACCUACUUUAAGUAUUAAACAAUUUGCUCAAAGCAAUCCAGAGGAGGAGGAAGAUGAGGAAGAGGAAGGAGAAGAGUAUGAAGGAGAAGAUAAUAUCGAAGGAGAAUUGUACCUUGAUUCAGAUAGUGAAGAACACCAAAAGGGAAAAAUAAUGGAAAUUGAUGAUGAAGGUCGGUAUAUUGAUUAUGAUGAUGAACUUGAAGGUGGAGAGGAGGAUGAGGAAGAAGAAAUGGGGAUUCAGGAUGAUUAUUUCGAUUCAGAUGGGAACGGCCGUCAAUGCGCAGAGCACCAUCCUGCUCAUAAUCACUCUACCAAUCAUUCUUCUCAUUAUAAACAUCAUGGCCAACCGGUUAAAGAUAUUGGCAAUAAAAGAUAUCAAAAUGACCAUUAUGGGAUGCAUCACAGGCAACCUCACCAUAAUCAAUAUGAAUAUAUUGAUGAAGAAAUUGAAUCUGAUGGUGAAUAUGAAGAUGUUCAAGAACAUUGGUACCCAGAAGAUACUCUCCCUCAUCAUCCUAGAAUGAUGGUAGUUUAA